Molecule: messenger RNA, 1116 nt
Organism: Helicoverpa armigera (cotton bollworm)
Lineage: Eukaryota; Metazoa; Arthropoda; Insecta; Lepidoptera; Noctuidae
Gene: Obp56h
Exons: 9
Coding region: 94-1086 (330 amino acids)
Biological process (GO): sensory perception of smell
Molecular function (GO): odorant binding
Source: RefSeq, a predicted model, not a curated record
GGAUUUUUGAUAUAAAUAGGCGACGGACCCCGAACUCUGGCAUACACACUUGAAGCUUCGAAGGAUCAACAGUACAAAGUCUAACAGUACAACAUGUCUAAGUUCACUUGCUUGCUUCUGUGCGUCGUGGCUGUGAGCUUGAGCAAAGUUCACGCCACUGAAGAGGAGAAGGAAGCUAUCCGUGCGGCCGUGAGACCUAUUAUGGAAGCAUGCGGUAAGGAGCACGGAGUUACCCUGGAUGACCUGAAGGCCGCUAAGGCUGCUCACAGCGCUGACGGCAUCAAGCCCUGCUUCCAGAGCUGCGUCUACAAGAAAGCUGGAAUCUUCAACGACAACGGUGAAUACGACAUCGCCAAUGCUAAGACCAAGCUCCAGAAGUUCGUGACCAAUGAUGAGGAGUACGCCAGAAUCGCUGCCGUUGGCAAGACAUGCGCUUCAGUGAAUGACAAGCCUGUGACCGAUGGAGCUGCUGGUUGCGAUAGGGCUGCGCUGCUGACCGCUUGUUUCUUGGAACACAGGGCUCAGGUGUUGGGCUACGAAUCAUGGCAUACAGACUUCAGGUUUCAGAGGAUUAGGAGUGCAUUGAAACAAUACAACAUGUCUAAGUUUACUUUUUUCGCUUUGUGUGUUGUGGCUGUAAGCUUGACCAAGGUUCAUGCCAGUGAUGAAGAUAAAGCCAAGCUCCACGAAGCUCUCAAGCCUCUUGUAGAGGAGUGCAUGAAGGACCAUGAAGUUAGUCUUGAUGACCUGAAAGCUGCCAAGGAGGCAAAAAGCGCAGACGGAGUCAAGCCCUGCUUCUUAGCUUGCGUGUACAAGAAAGCUGAAGUUCUUAAUGACAAAGGCGAAUUCGAUGCGGACCACGCUCUAGAAAAAUUGAAGGAGUUCGUGAGUGAUGAAGACGUUUUAGCAAAGGUCGCUGAAGUUGGAAAUACUUGCAAAGCAGUGAAUGAGAAGGCCGUGAGUGACGGAGACGCUGGUUGCGAGAGGGCCGCACUACUGACGGCAUGCUUCUUGGAGCACAAAGCUGAGGUGAAACCCAUUAGGCCAUUAUUAUUCCCUUGGGGACAUCACCACCACCAUCACUAAACCCUGCAAAUGGCUGCAGUGUUGAUGCAA